Molecule: messenger RNA, 2172 nt
Organism: Microcebus murinus (gray mouse lemur)
Lineage: Eukaryota; Metazoa; Chordata; Mammalia; Primates; Cheirogaleidae
Source: RefSeq, a predicted model, not a curated record
CCUGCCUGCUGCAUGCCUCCCUCCCGCCUCCCCGGCCCAAACCAGCUGGACCAGCUCUCCCGGUGCCCGCUGCAGCCCCCCCACCCUGGCCAGCCAAGUCACAGCCUUGGCACUUCAGGCAGGCGGGCGGUGGGUCCUGAUCUCCGAGACCAGAAAGUGGGCUUCUGGGCAGAGAUGGCUCUGCAGAGCCAGGUGUGGUCUCCGGCCACACCCAUGCCCAUGGCGGAGAGCUCCCUCUACCGGCAGCGGCUGGAAGUCAUCGCGGAGAAGCGGCGGCUGCAGGAGCAGAUCCGCGCGGCGCGCCGCGAGCUGGAGGAGGAGAAGCUGCGCGCGGAGCGGCUCAAGAGGAAGGCUCUCCGGGAGCGCUGGCUAAUGGACGGGGCAGCGGAAGGGCCAGAGCGGCCCGAGGACCCCGCCGCAAAGGACCCCCAGUCGCCAGAGGGCCAGGCUCGGGCCCGGAUCCAGAAUCUAGAAGACAGCUUGUUCACACUCCAGUCCCAACUGCAGCUGCUGCAGAGCGCGUCCACAGGUGCCCAGCACAAGCCCCAGAGCAGGCCCAGCUGGCGCAGACAGGGUCACCGUCCCCUCUCCCAGCCCACUGUCGAUGCAGGUCCUGAAGGCCACGCUGAUGUGGACAAGAGGGCCUCCCUGCCGGUGGGGCCAGCGGGCGUGGCCCCAGAGUCCCCCCCGGAGCCCAGAGAGGAGGCUGCAGCGGUUCUGCCCGCCCUGGUCCCGGCCCCGAGGCAGGUCCCCGGGGCGGAAGCCAACGGCCCCUGCGCUGGCCCCGGCGGGGCUCCGGAGCAGGUGGCCGGCGAGGGGCGGGGCGCCGAGGCCGACGGAGGGGGCGUGGUCCGGGUGGUGUGGGAGGGGCUGAGAGCCUCGGGGGACUUUGGUGCGGCGGGGGCCACCGGGCCUGAGCUGGAGGCGAGGGUGGAGGAGGUGGUGCUGGAAGCCGUCGGGGACAGGCGGGGGGCCGGCCGCCCGGAGCUCCCGGCCUGGGUGCGGGAGGACAGGGGCGUCGUGGAGGUGGUCUGGGAGGGCGUGGGGGGCAGCGACUCGGAGGCCGUGCGGGAGGCGGGGGAGGGCCCGGAGGCGGCGCAGACCGGCCCCCCGAGGCUGCCCGAGACCCCGGAGGUGGCAGCGCCGCUGUCGCCCGGGGAAGCGGACGGAGGUCCCAGGAGCGGCCUGGAGGGCGGCGGGCCGGGGGGCCCUGGGGGCGAGGAGGGCUCCUUCUUCUGGGUGGAGAGGGCGGCCCUGAGCGAGGAGUGGGAGGAGCUGCUGGCGGAGGGGCCGGAGGGGCCGGCGGGUGGCGGAGCGGAGGCCAGAGGGGGUGAGGGGUCCCCAGAGAGCAGAGGCGGCAGCGAGGAGACGCAGGGCGCGGAGAGGAGCGGAGGCGAGGGGCCUCGGAGGGCCGCGAAGGGCCGGGGUGAGGGAAGGCCCGGGGAGGAGGAGGCAGUGGAGGAACCGCUGGGAGGAGAGAAGAAGGGAGGUGAGGAAAAGCCCGAGGUGACUGAAGAGCCGUUGGUGACAAGGGAAAAGGGAGGCGAGGAGAGAGCGGAGGCGGAGGGGAAAGGAGGCGAGGGGACAGUGGAGGCUGAGGGACGAAGGAGAGUCUGUGGCAGAGGAGGUGAGCGAGUGAGUGCCCUGGGCGACGAGGCGCGAGCCGAAGAGACCGCCAGUCCCAGGAGAGGCCGAAGAAGUCGCGCUGGGAGGCAGCCCCGCGGAGGCCCGGGCCCCGCGGCGCGCCACCCGCGGCUGGCCGAGCCGGCCCGAGCCGCGCGCGCGAUGCCAGCCACUGCUUGGGCGCCCGGGGCCCGGCGCCACCCCCGGCGCGCGCGCCGUGCCCACUUAACGCACCGCGCCCCCGGCAGCCCCGAGCCUGCCCGCCCCGCCGAGGGCGAGGAGGCGAGCGGCCCGAAACCGAAGACGUGCCAGUGUUGCGCGGUCAUGUGAGCCCGCGCCCCCGCCCGGCCCCUGUCACAGCUACCUCGGCCUCUGGGCACCCGGCAGAGGGCCCCGGGCGCGCACCGGCCCUGGCACCUGGAAGCCUGGAAGCCGGCCGGCCCACACGCCCACCUCCGCCGGGGCGUCCGGCCCCCUUGCCCGCACUGCCUGCGACCCCGGCCCCUCUGCAGCGAAGCCUUUAUACUUGAAAAUAAACCGUGGAAGCAC